Boeremia exigua is the source of this 2578-nucleotide messenger RNA. Its product is annotated as fungal-specific transcription factor domain-containing protein. The record is from RefSeq and is a predicted model, not a curated record. NCBI's taxonomy places the organism in Eukaryota, Fungi, Ascomycota, Dothideomycetes, Pleosporales, Didymellaceae. The transcript has 3 exons. Gene Ontology annotation, molecular function: zinc ion binding; DNA binding; DNA-binding transcription factor activity, RNA polymerase II-specific. Gene Ontology annotation, biological process: regulation of DNA-templated transcription; DNA-templated transcription. Bases 191 to 2245 code for a protein of 684 amino acids.
GUUGUACGCAAGUUCUGAGCAAUGCAUCAGCAAAUUCAGUGAACAUCCCCAGAACCCGCGCCAGAUACCUUGAUGCGCAUGCGAACCUAUUUGCAUCGUUCAGCUGUCCUAAGGGCUCCAGAUCUAAGCGGUAGACAUUGUCCGCUCCGGAACGCAAAUUAAACGCAGAACACACGGAAGCUAGAUCAAUAUGCCAGAAGAAACCUUUACAGAAAAGUGGCUUCAUUAUUCGGAAAGUCAGCCAAAGCGAAAGCGUGCAGAGCUUGUGUGCACAGCUUGUCAUUCAAAGAAGGUUAAAUGCGACUUACAAGCUCGCAAGAACGACGGCAAACAAGACUGCUCUCAUUGCAGCUCAGCAAGACGAGAUUGUCAGGUCCGCCCCUCGCGGCGAGAGAAGAGGAUAAGAGCGAACAGAGAGGGUUCUCGCAUGAGAAGUGGUCGGGAGGACGACAACAUGCCAAACGGGGUAGAUGCACUACUCGCCGCGGACGCCACUUUUCAGGCAUUGACGGAAGCUGAUCUACAGGCUGAACAUCUAGAAAUUGGUCAUCAUAACCAUAUCUCUCCAAUUUCGUUGCAAAGCAUCCACAUCCGAGACUUCCAGUCCAUUUCUUCGCCCCAAAAUGGAUUCCAAACGUUCCCGAUUCAGAGCGCAAACCGACGACUAACAAAUGCAAGCCAAACUGCGACAACACCUGCUCAGACCGACGUUGAUAGUGGAUUUCUGCAAGUUUACGGCCCAGAACAUCAAUUUGAAGCUGAUAAUCAAGCGUUCGUGGCUCAAAUGGAGCACCGCUACUCGUCAGUUCUGCGAGCCGAUCUGGAGCAGAUCUUUACAGAGACAUAUUUCACCUACAGCUACCCUUGGUGCCCUGUACUUGAUCGUCAAAAUCUAUCAAACGAUGUGGCAAGAUCUCCAUUGCUUGCUAAUGCCCUUGCACUGGCUAGCAGUCACAUCCAGCCCCCUCUGUUGCCACAUGAUGGACCGGAGGUCUACUACAAACGAGCUCGGACGAUCUUCUACGAGGAUGAAGAAGCCGACGAAAUGACUGCUCUCAAAGCACUCUGUCUAUUCUACUGGUGGGCGCCUCAGUCACCAUCGCGAGUACAUCGUCACAGCUCUUGGUGGUGGACAUCGGUCAUCAUUCGACAUGCACAACAAAUGAACAUACAUCGCGAGCCUGCUGUGGACGAUCCUAUUCGAUCUCGUAUCAAUCUUGGGCUACGACGCCGUAUAUGGUGGACCGUAUUCGCCCGAGAGCGACUGACCUCUCUCUGUCAAAGCAAACCCACUAUCAUAGAUCCCGAUGAUUGUAGCAUCCAGCAACCGACCUUGGCCGACUUUCCGGCUGAUGCACAAAGCCAGCAUCAUGGUGAAUUGUUCAUUUACUGGGUUCGACUAAGUGCAAUCAUCGGGCGCAUUGCCAAAGUCUUGCUGCAGUCUAGCGACAAAUCUACACCACUACCCAACGAGCUCCGGGAGGAACUUGUCACCUGGGUCCAUUCACUCCCGCCUCGCUUGCGCUUGCAUAUUGACACUCCACGGACGGAACAUUUUGACCGCGACGUACAUCAACUGCAUCUUUUCUAUCUUACGACCAUCAUAGUUCUCCACCUAAAACGCUCUGAAGGACAACUACCACAGGCCUUGCCACCAGCUAUCCUCGCAGCGUCGUGCACUGCGAGGAUUCUCAGGGACAUUCUCGCGCGCGGCAAUUCCCGUUUUCUCAUGGCCAUCACAUGCUGGCAUUCUGCCACAGCUUUCAUCGCACUUUUACAGGCUUGUCGAAUACAACACCUUAGCAAAUCCGCGAACGAAGAUCUGGAUAUUCUCGUGAUUGCAGCCAAAGAGUUGCAUAAAAUGUGGGCAUCAGCCAAUGUCAUCACACAAGGCUUCGAAAGGCUUCGGAAAGCCGAUGCAACAAGCAACUCUUUGAACACGGGCGUUCAGUUGGAUGGUAUGCCAAUUCACACCACACCAGAUGGGAUGGCAAAUCGCAACUCUGGCACGACUGGAGUUGAUGUCAACGAUGAUGACGGCUUCGAUUGGAUGCGUUUCUUUCCGUUUGUGUCAAAAUCGACCAAUGGCAUCGCCGAAAGUUUGGUUACCAGAAAGGAACAGGGAACAGCAACAACAGGCUUUCCGUCGCCAAAUAACGAGGUGUUCCAUGAUACCCUUCGGGCGCAGUAUCAAGAUCUGUUUGAUCCAUUCACAGAUCAGGUUCUAUGGUAUAAUUUUCCCUGAGACGAUCAGACCACUAUGACUUGGGCGGUACAGGCCUUUCCGCUUUCAAGUAUGUCCUUUUAUCAACUGUUUUUUUCCUCUUCCUUGUACACACGGACUUUGUAAUCGUCCCGCCACUUGUCUUCGAUAAUGACCAAUUGAGUGUCCUGUGUCCGCUUGAAGUAUCCCCCGUGUCCGUCAUUCUCGGUAUAAUCAUCUUUAUCGAUGUCCAUAUAUCCUUCUUUGGCCCUGGAUCUGGGUGUGAUCAUCAGGCUCCUUCCUUCGAUGCGUCAGCAUUCAAUGUGUCAAAUUGCGGCGUUGGCCUGACUUACCAUUCACCGAUUUGUCACUCGC